Molecule: messenger RNA, 1101 nt
Organism: Schistosoma turkestanicum
Lineage: Eukaryota; Metazoa; Platyhelminthes; Trematoda; Strigeidida; Schistosomatidae
Source: the annotation of a GenBank genome assembly
CAGUUAUCCAAAAAACAAUGUGUUGUAUUUAAUAACCCCAGCGAGUAACGAGAACAUUUUUUUUUUCAAAAAGCAAAAUAUGCAUGAAGGGAAUAGUAAUCAUGCUGUUAAAUUGCCACGUCGUACAUCAGUCACACCAAUCGUACAAAAAUCAUCAUCUUUAGUUCCUCCAGCUAGUGGUCGUAAAUCACUUUGUACUACUACAACAUCGAAUACAACAACUAUCAAUUCCUCAAAUGAAACAAGUACAUUUUUCCCGUCGAAUAAACUACGUCGUAUGUCUAUGCUGUUUAACAUUGAUCGAGCAAAAACACGUGAAGUGAUUAUGUCUGUGUUGGAAGAUCCAACAAGAACAGAAUUUAAACGUUUAAAAUUAGAAAAUGAAUGUUUAAUUAAUGAAUGGAAACAAGUACGUAAAGUAUUGGAACAAUUACAAACAGAUUACGAGACAAGUCGUUCUUUGGAUCCAUUAAGACGCUAUAAAAAUUUACAAGGUAUGAUUAAACGUAUUGUUAUGCAUAUACGUAUCACUGAACCGGGUUCAAUGAAAAAAUUCUCUACACAUUCAGAUUAUACCAAUGAAACUAGUACUACUACUACAUUACAAGGUGAUGUGUUACAAAGUGAAACAAAACUGAAGGAAAUGGAGAAACGUGUUGGACAAAUUUGUGAUAAUUAUUCCAUUGAAGAAUUAACAAGAGAAAAUCGACGACUCAAUGAAUUAAAUGAACGUUUAGAAAAUCGUUUACAAUUAAUCACACAAACAAUUAAUGAACUAGAUCAUUUAUAUCAUUCCGUCAAAAAUGAUGGUUUCUUUAAACGUUAUACAACAUUGAAAGAUGCUGUGAAACGUAUUGUGACUAAUGAGGAUUUUUAUGAAAAUCCUUAAGUACCUCCUAUGGACAAAAUACGCAUACUUAUAAUAAAUAAUGAAAGAUUUUAUUUUCAACUUUGUCUCUCACUCGCUCUCUCCUCCAUUUCAAAAUCAAAUUGUAUCGUACAAGAAUAAUAUGAAAUUGAAUUUUGUACAAAUCUACUUGUUUAUUCCUUGAAAUUGUUAUUUUCGAUUUAAUAAAACACUGAUUUGUUGUUGUUGUUGUU